This is a messenger RNA of Haliotis rubra (blacklip abalone), 1431 nucleotides long. Its product is annotated as ankyrin repeat domain-containing protein 50-like. The transcript is spliced from 3 exons. Bases 73 to 1431 code for a protein of 452 amino acids. Gene Ontology annotation, molecular function: protein binding. The record is from RefSeq and is a predicted model, not a curated record. NCBI's taxonomy places the organism in Eukaryota, Metazoa, Mollusca, Gastropoda, Lepetellida, Haliotidae.
UCACAACCUUGUGGAUCAAAGGUCUGCAGUCUGACUUCCCAGUGUGUGGAGAAUGGAUGUGGAAAGGUCUGUAUGGAAGCUCCACCACUGUGUGGCCUUCAUACCGCCUCGAAGACCGGGAACCUGUCAAGGGUGAAAUUUCUAUUGUCACAGGAACGGGCGGACGUUAAUUGUCAAGAAUGGAUUGGUAGAACACCAGCGAUGUGGGCAGCCAGUGGGGGACAUAGAGAAGUGGUGGAGUUACUUGUGAGUAAUGGGGCUAUCGUGUCACUCGUCGAUAGAUUCAGCAUCAACAUCCUUCACGCAGCUUGUCUGGGAGGAGAUGUAGAGGUGGUGAAAUAUGUCAUCUCACAGAACAUGUUGGACAUCAAUGGUAAAGUACGGUGCGGGAGAACAGCUGUGAUGCUGGCAGCAGAGAACAGACACAAAGACGUGGUGGAAUUGCUUGUGGACAAAGAAGCUAACAUGUCACUCGUGGAUAAAACAGGUGACAACAUCCUUCACUGUGCCUGUCGUGGAGGAAGUGUGGAGGUGGUGAAGUACAUCCUCUCCAAGAAGACUGUUGAUAUCGACGGUAGAGGAUCAAAGAAGAUGACACCAAUCAUGGUGGCAAGACAUUGUGGCCAUAAAGAUGUGGUGGAGUUACUCGUGAGUAAAACAGCUGAUGGGUCACUCAGAUAUUACAAUCAUAUAACCAUGCUUCACUCUGCCUGUCAGGAAGGCAAUAUGGAGAUGGUUAAGUAUGUCCUCUCGCAGAAUAUUGUAGACAUCGACAGUAGAGGUUGGAAGAAGAAAACGCCAGUGAUGGUGGCAGUGGAAUUUUGGCGGAAAGGGGACACACAGAAGUGGUACAGCUACUUGCAAGUAAAGGAGCUGGUGUGUCUCUUGUGGAUGGACAUCGACAGUAGAGGUUGGAAGAAGAGAACGCCAGUGAUGGUGGCAGCGGAAAAGGGACACACAGAAGUGGUACAGCUACUUGUAAGCAAAGGAGCUGGUGUGUCUCUUGUGGAUGGGUAUGGUGAAAACAUCCUUCACUGGGCCAGUGUAGGAGGACAUGUAGAGACAGUAAGGUAUGUUCUCUCACUGAAUAUUGUAGACAUCGACAGUAGAGGUUGGAAGAAAAGAACGCCAGUGAUGGUGGCAGCGGAAAAGGGACACACAGAAGUGGUACAGCUACUUGUAAGUAAAGGAGCUGGUGUGUCUCUUGUGGAUGUGGACGGUGACAACAUCCUUCACUGGGCCAGUGUAGGAGGACAUGUAGAGACAGUGAGGUAUGUUCUCUCACAGAAUAUUGUGGACAUCGACAGUAGAGAUUGGAAGAAAAGAACCCCAGCGAUGGCAGCAGCAGAAAGGGGACAUACAGAAGUGGUACAACUACUUGUAAGUAGAGGAGCUGAGUUGCCUGCUGUAACUACUGCUAAUGUGAUUUAG